Camelina sativa (false flax) is the source of this 1458-nucleotide messenger RNA. RefSeq lists its product as uncharacterized. The record is from RefSeq and is a predicted model, not a curated record. Lineage: Eukaryota; Viridiplantae; Streptophyta; Magnoliopsida; Brassicales; Brassicaceae.
UUUUUUUUUUUUUUCUCGCCGUCCGAUUACUAUCUCAAUCGCCGAUAAAAUCCGGCGGCACUCACUAGAUCUUGGAAACCCCAUAGUUUGUUUCUUCGUUGCGCUCAAGAUUCUCUCUUCUCUGUUUCCAUAGUUUCGAGAGGUUGAUCGUUCUUUUGAUUCGAUUGGUUUGAGUUCGCGAUUUCUCGACGGGUGAUACAAGAGAUGGGAAGAUUCUGAGGUGAAUCGGAGAGAUGGAUGAUAGAGAAGGCUCGUUCGUAGCUGUCAGGAGGAUUUCUCAGGGUCUCGAACGAGGAACCGUUUACAAUCCAUCUUCUGCUGAGGCUGUGCCAUCAGCAGCUUGGUUAGGCAGGGGUCUAUCCUGUGUCUGUGCUCAGAGAAGAGAUAGUGACGCAAAUUCCACGUUUGAUCUAACACCUGCUCAGGAGGAAUGCUUGCAAAGUUUGCAGAGCCGCAUUGACGUAGCCUAUGAUAGUACUAUACCCCUGCAUCAGGAAGCUCUGAGAGAGCUGUGGAAACUUGCCUUUCCUGAAGAAGAACUUCAUGGAUUAAUAUCUGAGCAAUGGAAAGAGAUGGGUUGGCAGGGCAAAGAUCCAUCAACAGAUUUUAGGGGUGGUGGUUUCAUAUCUCUUGAAAACUUGCUGUACUUCGCUAGGAACUUUCAGAAAUCCUUUCAGGACCUUCUGAGGAAGCAGGUUGGGGAUCGAUCUGUGUGGGAAUACCCCUUUGCUGUUGCUGGUAUCAACUUAACAUUCAUGCUCAUACAAAUGCUCGACCUUGAAGCAGUAAAGCCACGAACAAUUGUUGGGGCAACUUUUCUGAAGUUUCUUUCUGAGAACGAAUAUGCCUUUGACCUUCUUUAUUGCAUUGCAUUCAAGCUAAUGGAUCAGCAAUGGCUUUCAAUGCGCGCCUCAUACAUGGAGUUCAAUACGGUGAUGAAAUCAACAAGGAGACAGCUGGAGAGAGAGCUGAUGCUGGAAGACAUUAUGCAUCUUGAGGAUUUACCCUCCUACGCUCUUCUCACUCAACAGCCCUUAUGAUGAUAAUAAAUAAUAAGAAGAAGAGUUUCUAACCACUUUAAUAACACGAGGUUGCUCUGUUCACUCUUUACUUUUCAUCGUCAAUGCUUUCGCUUCUUUGACCUUUUCUUGUGUUUGGUGGUGCUAAGAAACAACUCCAACACCGAGUAGUUACUUGUUAUAUUAAAAAACAAGAAAAAGAGAGAGAGAGAGAGAGGUUGCCAUAAAUCAUAAAUGUCAGUUUGUUUGGGAGUUUUUGGUUGCAAGGAGUGUGUUAGCUAAAAUGGGUUUGUUUUCUAGCAACUGUUUAGGUUUCUUAGUGUUGAUUGAUGUACGUAAGACGAUUGGGUAAUGGUGUCAGUGUGUGGGAAUGGAUAAUAAAUCAGUUGGUUUUUCUCUAAAUUCAAAAGCAAGGACUCUUACAUGGGGUUAAGAUUCA